Cercospora beticola is the source of this 1413-nucleotide messenger RNA. Its product is annotated as LYR motif-containing protein. The record is from RefSeq and is a predicted model, not a curated record. NCBI's taxonomy places the organism in Eukaryota, Fungi, Ascomycota, Dothideomycetes, Mycosphaerellales, Mycosphaerellaceae.
CCGCCCACGUUCUGCCAACGCGACACGACCAUUCGUAUAUGCCCAAGUUCGUUGUCGCCCACAAGUCCGGCGCUCACAGACUCGCGGCGAUCGCGCUCUAUCGCGCCCUGCUCUCGCAAUGUAACAAACUCGACAUUCCAGCCCAGCGCCGCUACGAACUGAACAAUGUCGUCCGAUGUCGUUUCGCAGGCUUCCGACACACGACGUCGCACCGCCAGUUGAAGCUAUUGUUCGAAGCUGGCUACGAAGCCAUUGACCAUCUGGAUGCUGCAGUGGCCGGCGAUGCGGACAGCAAGCAAUAUGUGCUGGAUCUGCUACAGAGGGCGCCGAAGAAUGUGAAGAACGGGCCCUUGAUCACGCGGCGCUCGAUUAGCGAAGAGUACAAUGAGCCUUUUGACUACAAAAGUGAGAGCACGGAGACAGAUAACGCUGCGGUCGUGGAGGAUGCGGCUAGCACGGGUACGCGUUGCGAGGUCGUCCUGGUCAAGCGCAACAGCGACACUGGCCGUAUCACAGAAGGGCUGUCCCAAGGCGACGUGAUCAGGCCGCCAAUCUCGAAAUAUGUCUUCGACUCAACAACGUUGCGUGACACAGACUCGCCGCCCAAGUUUCAGUACCGCCCAGCAGACGCAGCGACCAUUCCCCCUUCUCCACCUUCCGUUCUUGAGCAUGCCACUCCCAGAGAAUGGCUGGGCGGCUCCGGGCAACGGCACAUCCCCAAGGUCUUCAGCGCCAACGCCAUACCGGUCUUACGCAUGAAGAAACCUCAGCCAUUGGCUUUGACAAGGUAUCUCAACUCUCGCAUCAAGCAGCGCCAAAAACGACACGACUUGCGACAUCAUUUGCAGGAGCAGGAGGGUAUCGCAGCUCAAGAGGACGAAUGGGAUGACAUAUUGCUUGCUUAUGCUGGUAUCAGCGAUGCCGGCUCUCAUGCAAUCAGUCGGUCUCGGACCUCGCCUCAGGAGCCUCGCUGGGGUUCGGAGGUGAGCAGGUCUGUGAGAGAGGUGAAUGCCUACCUGAACGAGGAAAAGGCAAAGAAUCGACUCAUGGCAGAGAAAAUGUAUGCUGUCGUCGAUCGAGAAGAAAGCCUGGCAGAGCAAGAGAGGCAAGAGGAUAAGAGACGGAGGAACGAGAUUGCGGAAGGGCUUGCGGGAUUGAGUGGCAUGGUUGGAGGUAGCGGUAGUGCUGAUGACACAUUCUCUCGUUCCACUAGCUGAAGAUGACUUGGUUCCGGAGUCGAACCCUCUACGCUAUCACGGAUCCUGCAAGACAUCAUACGUGCUGGUGCUCAACAAUCUCAGACUACUGCGCUUCCAAAGAAUUCGGGAUUCGACCAACAAACAAGCACAAUCUCGCCAACAUUCUCCGUCGUUGCACACGUCUUCUUCCUGCCACUUGCACCGCUGACAACAU